AUGCUUUACUCAGCUUUACGUGAAGCUUUGGAAGACGAAAAUGAAGAGGAGACCGUACCUUCAAUCAAACGAACGGACCGUUAUAGUUUCAAUUUCAAGCACAGCAACUUAAUAUCAUUGAGCUCAGAUAAGAGAACAGCUGAACGUCGAUGUCAAUUUUUAAAUGCUGGAAAUGGCAUAGUUUUUAGUGAUCAACUUUUACGAGAUAAUGAAUUGUUCGAGGUUUGUGUUGAUAAGUUGGUUCCUGCUCUUUUUGGAGGAAGUGAUAUUACACUGGACAUAGGAGUGACGUCGUUGAAUCCAUCGUACAUGAAUUUACCACGAACAAUGACUGAUCUUACAACUAGAACGUGGAUGCUGAGUGGUGAUCAGGUCGUGAAAAAUAAAGUAAUAAUCAAACAAAGAUAUUGUCAAGAUCUUAACACCUUAUCUGUUGGAGAUCGUAUUGGUGUUUGUAAAACAGAAAAUGGCUCUCUUCAUUUUUUCAUUAAUGGAAAACACCAAGGACUUGCUGCUUCAAGUUUACCCCAAGAUGUUUUUGCUGUCGUCGAUCUUUAUGCAAAAUGUACCAAAGUGUCUAUUGUAUCACCUGGAGGUCCAACAACUUUCCCGUACUCCCAUACCCUGGAAGAUGAUUAUUUUGACAAAACUCCAAAAUACAACAAGUGUUUUUGUGAUAGCUGCCACAAAGCUCGUGGAGAUAAAGAAUGCUACACUCGUGGUAAUCCACCAAAGACCUAUGCUUUACCUCUUGGUUGGAGCAGAUUUGCCAUCAACUUUACAGAUCCAAAAACUAGAAAAGAAUCAAUUGCCCAAGUAGCAUUGCAAGUUUUAAUUCGACCUGGAUCAUACAAUGUUGGAAGAACUACUGUGGAACGCUCACAGCCAUUUGAUUCGAAUUUCAGUGAUAAUGAAUUGGAAUGGUCGACGAAAGAAAGAGGAGCAAUAAUUGUAACGGGAUUAUUGAUCAAAGUUACUUAG
Molecule: messenger RNA, 981 nt
Organism: Xenia sp. Carnegie-2017
Lineage: Eukaryota; Metazoa; Cnidaria; Anthozoa; Malacalcyonacea; Xeniidae
Product: neuralized-like protein 4
Exons: 6
Coding region: 1-981 (326 amino acids)
Molecular function (GO): ubiquitin protein ligase activity
Source: RefSeq, a predicted model, not a curated record